This is a messenger RNA of Zingiber officinale, 453 nucleotides long. RefSeq lists its product as uncharacterized. Bases 1 to 453 code for a protein of 150 amino acids. Lineage: Eukaryota; Viridiplantae; Streptophyta; Magnoliopsida; Zingiberales; Zingiberaceae. The record is from RefSeq and is a predicted model, not a curated record. The transcript has a single exon.
AUGGAGGAUCCCUUACCUCGCCAUUACACCCCAUUAGAGAUCGGGGAGUACAAUGGGAGUGUUGACCUGGACGAUCACUUGGCCAAGUUCGACAACGCAGCCACACUGCACCAAUACACCGAUGGGGUGAAGUGCAGGGUCUUCUUGACAACCUUAUCGGGGCCUGCUCAGCGAUGGUUCACCAGGCUACCGAUCGGGUCCAUCCGUAGCUUCAAGGAUUUCCGGGCUGCCUUCCUGCACCAUUUUGCGAGCAGCUGCCGACAUCAAAAGACAAGCGUCAACUUGUUCUCGCUGAAGCAAGGUCCUCAAGAAACGCUCAGGACCUAUAUCCAGCGCUUUAACCAGGUGGCGAUGGAUAUACCGGCAGUCUCCCUGGAGGUAUUAGUGAACGCUUUCACCCAGGGACUCGUAGAAGGCGAAUUCUUUCGGUCACUCAUCCGCAGGCCACCAUGA